Molecule: messenger RNA, 1179 nt
Organism: Quercus robur (English oak)
Lineage: Eukaryota; Viridiplantae; Streptophyta; Magnoliopsida; Fagales; Fagaceae
Exons: 4
Coding region: 1-1179 (392 amino acids)
Source: RefSeq, a predicted model, not a curated record
AUGGCCUCCAACAAAGGAAAAAUUUUGCGAGAGCUAAUGGCUGCCCGAGGCAAGGGGCAAUCAUCGAAGGCGCCUGCCAAGUCCCAGACCUCUGUCCUUCCUCCUACUACUCCGCAAAUCCCUGCUGAUCUCGGCUUGAAAGUUAAUCCCAACCUGAAGAAGAAAAGGUCGGUUGAGUCCCUCGAGGAAGGCAAGGUGGGUCCUCGCCAGGGCAGUAAACAACAAAAAACAACUCAGGAGCAUCGGGACAAAAGGGCUCCAUUUGUGGAGAGCCAAGAGGAGAUGGAGCGGGCUGAAGUGUGUGUGCCUCCGCGCACUUGGAGCCCCCGACUCGAAGUGGACGGAGUAGCCAUUCCCUAUAAUGCUUCAAUUCGAGAGUAUAAUAGGGGCCGAGAGGGGGACAUAGAGGCUUACAGGCGAUUUUCACAGUCUAAACUCUUCUUAUCCCUGAAGAGAGAGCUUGCGAUGAUCACUCAACAAGUAUUUGUGGCCAAGGAGUGGUGCCGCGACAAUCGUAAGUUAGCUGAUGUUGAAGCCCUCUCUCGUGCUAAGGUGGAGAAGGCUCUAGGAGCCCUCAAGCUGGAUCAUUACGAGCUAUCUGAGAAGCUCAAGGAGGCUGAGUCAGGCUGUAAGAGUGCUGAGGCUGGCUUGAAGACUGCUGAAAAACAAGCUGACGAUCAACGCCAGAAACUGUACGUGACUGAGACCAACCUUGCUACUGAAAAGCAAGCCGUACUGGAUCUCAAGGCCGCGUUGCAGAAAGCCAAAGAAGAGGCCCGGCUUGCCAAGGAAGAAGCUCAACUAGUCAAGGAAGCAGCUGAGGCUGAAAAAAGGGCUGCUUACCAGCUCGGAGUGGAGGAGACUGAGGCAAGGCUUUCCGAGGAGCUGCCAGAGGUAUGCAGGGAUUACGGCAGCAUUUCAUGGGCUCAGGCUCUUAAUGCUGCAGGGAUCCCUGCAGACUCUGCCUUGAGAUUGCUCGAGAAGGUCGCCGUCCGGGUUGAGGAUGUGGAGGAAGAGAAGGGUAAAGGCAAGGGUAAGGGAAAGAAAACCUCCUCCAAGGCCAAGGAUCUUGCUAAGGAAGCAAUCACUGAGGCUGAGGAUCAUGGGGCAGGUCCCCAAGUCAAGGAUGUUCCAUCUCCUCAGCCAGAGCAAAAAGAAGAUCCUCCUGCUGAGUCUUAG